CUAACUUCAAACAAUUCCAACCGCAUCCAACUUCACUUCUUUUACCCAAACCUGACGUAAGCGAUGGCAGACGACAAAAAACCGAAAGUAGAGAAAAAGGGCAAAGCCCCCGCUGGUGAACAAUCUACGUUGAAAAAGAGGCCGUUGAAACGACACGGAAGGUUAUACGCGAAGGCGAUUUUUACUGGGUACAAACGUGGGCUUCGUAAUCAACACGAAAAUACGGCCCUUUUGAAGAUUGAAGCCUGCGAGAAAAAGACCGACAGUUGGUUUUAUGUUGGAAAGAAGUGCGUGUACGUUUAUAAAGCGAAAAACAAGACUUGUAUUCCUGGUAAACCAAAAAGUAAGAAAAGUAAGGUUAGGGCUAUUUGGGGCAAAGUAACCAGACCCCAUGGAUGCACAGGGGCCGUUAGGGCGAAAUUUAAGAGAAAUUUGCCUGCUAAAGCUAUGGGACAUCGUAUUAGAAUUAUGAUGUAUCCCUCAUCGAUUUAAAAAAAA
This is a messenger RNA of Onthophagus taurus, 498 nucleotides long. RefSeq names its product Ribosomal protein L35A (gene RpL35A). Lineage: Eukaryota; Metazoa; Arthropoda; Insecta; Coleoptera; Scarabaeidae. Gene Ontology annotation, molecular function: structural constituent of ribosome. The record is from RefSeq and is a predicted model, not a curated record. Gene Ontology annotation, cellular component: ribosome. Gene Ontology annotation, biological process: translation.